Messenger RNA from Lodderomyces theae, 636 nucleotides. RefSeq names its product bifunctional phosphatidyl-N-methylethanolamine N-methyltransferase/phosphatidyl-N-dimethylethanolamine N-methyltransferase (gene OPI3). The transcript has a single exon. Bases 1 to 636 code for a protein of 211 amino acids. The record is from RefSeq and is a predicted model, not a curated record. NCBI's taxonomy places the organism in Eukaryota, Fungi, Ascomycota, Pichiomycetes, Serinales, Debaryomycetaceae. Gene Ontology annotation, molecular function: S-adenosylmethionine-dependent methyltransferase activity. Gene Ontology annotation, biological process: phosphatidylcholine biosynthetic process.
AUGUCUUUAGAUUUAUCCACCUUAUCACAGGAUCUUCAAUUCCUAUUACGCAACUUCCCCCACUACAUCAACUUUAAUGAUCAAUUUUACUUUGCAUUGGCAACAAUUGCAUUCAAUCCCAUCUUUUGGAACACGGUUGCUCGUUUGGAAUACAACACCCACUUCUUGACUAAAUUGGCCGGGGGAUCAGCCAAAAUUGGCUGCUACAUUUUGGCAUUCACCAUCUUUUCAUUGGGGAUCUAUCGUGACUCGGUGUAUCACAAUUUACUAUUAAAUCAACCAACCUAUCAACCAUUGAUUGAUUCUGUUGUCAUCAAACUGUUGGCAAUUGCUGCUUUUGCAUUUGGUAAUGUGUUGGUGGUGUCCUCAAUGUGGGCAUUGGGUGUAACUGGUACCUAUCUUGGUGAUUACUUUGGAAUAUUGAUGAACGAAAGAGUCACAGGUUUCCCAUUCAAUAUCAACGACAAUCCAAUGUACAAUGGAUCUACUUUAUGUUUCUUGGGUUCGGCUUUAUGGUAUGGGAAACCAGCAGGUUUGGCAGUGUCUUUGUUUGUGUUUGUCAUGUACAAAAUUGCAUUGUUGUUUGAAGAACCAUUCACUGCUAAAAUUUACGCUAACCGUGCUAAAUUGGAUUGA